AUGAUGCCCGCAACCACCCUAGGAGGCCGAAAUAGACAACGGAUGAAGUGGACUGACGAAAUAAAUAUCGAGUUACUCCGUUGCUAUUACACCGUCACUAACUUGGAGACCAAUCUUACCGCAUACAGACCAUUACUUCACCGAAUGUUCGUCCAAAAGUACCCAGAAUUAAAUUUCAUUACGGAACAACGACUAUCAGAUCAAAUACGAGUCAUACACAGAAAUAAUAGAAUACCUGCAACAGCAAGAGAAAAAAUAAAGAAAACCAUUGAAGAAAUAAUCAAUAGGGAAAAUAACGAACACAGUGAAAACACAACGCAAAAUACAUUAUUUACAAAUAUACAAGACAAUAAUACAACAGAAGAAGAGACAAAUACCGAUACACAGACAGCAAUGGCUCACUUAUACACACAGUACACACAAAACAGUUAUAAUACAGAGACUCUUAUUACAGAACAUCAAAUUACACCAUCACAACAGAUGAAUAUAGAAAAUGAAAACCACACACAACUUGAGUACGAAAAAAUAUAUACAACAUUUACAGAACUGUUAAUAAAAUUUAAAGGAACGGACCCAACACUCAGACCACAUAUCCCAAAAUUACAAACAUGUCGAAAAACUAUUAAAACGCUAAAACAGUCACAACACUACACA
Molecule: messenger RNA, 654 nt
Organism: Brenthis ino (lesser marbled fritillary)
Lineage: Eukaryota; Metazoa; Arthropoda; Insecta; Lepidoptera; Nymphalidae
Source: the annotation of a GenBank genome assembly